Equus quagga is the source of this 2511-nucleotide messenger RNA. RefSeq names its product nucleolus and neural progenitor protein (gene RMP64). The record is from RefSeq and is a predicted model, not a curated record. Gene Ontology annotation, cellular component: nucleus. Gene Ontology annotation, biological process: positive regulation of Notch signaling pathway. Bases 684 to 2333 code for a protein of 549 amino acids. NCBI's taxonomy places the organism in Eukaryota, Metazoa, Chordata, Mammalia, Perissodactyla, Equidae. The transcript has 9 exons.
GUGUCCGGCCGGGGCCGCGCACGUGCGCGGCGGGGCGGGACUUCCUGAGCCCGCGGGACGCCGGGAAGAGGCCCCGAGCGGCACGCCGCCGGGCUCCGGGUUUUGCCGUGGACCGUGUAGGGACUCUGGGACCGCAGUCCUUCGCUGAACCCCAGGGGCAGAGAGGCGGGUGCGGCUGGUGCUGCCUGGGGCCUGGUGCUCCCUGCGGCCUGUUUCCCACCUACGGCUCCGAGGAGCGGAGGGCAGUCACUUGAGCACUCUGGACUUAACCGCAGUCUUUCUGGGCCUCUGGUUCCUUAUCUGUAAAGUGGGUUUAGUCCUCCCUACCCGUCGCUGGGUGUUGGAGGAUCUAACGAUGUCGUUUCGGGGAAAGCGCUCUUAAAGCGUUUCCCCACUGUAUGAUGGUAUUACCGUUAUUAGGCAGUAGGGCGUGGUAGUUCGCAGCUUGGCUCGGGAGCCGGAUCGCCUGGGUUUGAAUCCUGGUCUUUGCAGGAGCUGGGCGGGAGGGGCUGUCGUUAUUUAACCGGUCUGUGCCUCGGCUCAUUUUCAAAUGGGUAUAAAAUAGUAUCUGCCUCAGGGCUGUUUCGAGGAAUGAAAGAGUUAACGUUAUAGGUAAAGCAUUUGGAACAGUGCCUGAUACAGUAAAUAAACACUCACAUGAUGGUUAUUAGUAUUAAAUACUUAUGACCUAUCCAGUUAUCACAUCCUCCUCCUCAUCCGUCCAUCCUACGAAGCUGACAGACCUUUGCAUUGCAGCUGUAAUUAAAGAAUGCUGUCUUGUCACACUGUCACUGAAGAGUCAAACCUUAGAUGCAGAAACAGACGUGUUAUGUGCUGUCCUCUACAGCAAUCACAACAGAAUGGGCCGCCACAAGCCCCACCUGGCCCUCAAACAGGUUGAACAAUGCUUAAAACGUUUGAAGAGUAUGAAUUUGGAAGAUUCAAUUCAAGAUGUGUCUGAGUUGCUUUCUCCCAGUGAAAAUCAGCCUGUAACUACCAAGGCAUGUGUCAUCCCCAGCCAACCAGUGGUGGAAUUGGUGUUGAUGAAGAUUUUGGGAGCCUGCAAGUUGUUACUUCGCUUGUUGGACUGCUGCUGCAAGACAUUUCUCUUGACUGUGAAACACCUAGGUUUGCAAGAAUUCAUUAUUUUAAACCUUGUGAUGGUUGGGAUAGUGAGCAGGUUAUGGGUUCUGUAUAAAGGCGUUUUAAAAAGGCUGGUUUCUUUAUAUGAGCCGUUGUUUGCAUUGCUUCAGGAGGUCUCUAGGAUUCAACCAUUGCCUUACUUCAAAGAUUUCACCUUUCCUUCUGAUAUUGCUGAAUUUUUAGGACAGCCCUAUUUUGAAGUCUUUAAGAAAGAAAUGCCUACAGCUUUUGCAGCUAAAGGAGUAACUAAAUUGCUAAAUAAACUGUUUUUAACAAAAGAGCAAUCACCGAGGUCCAGUGAAGAAACUUUACUUAGAAUUUCCAAAAAGGCUCAACAAAUGAAGAUCAAUAUACAGAACAGUGUGGAUCUUGGGCAGCCAGUAAAGAAUAAGAAAAUCUUCAAAGAAAAGUCAUCAGAAUUUGAUGUGAGGGCCUUCUGCAAACAGCUGAAACAUAGGGCUGUUCAGGAAACCAGCUCUGAGUUCAGAUUUUCUAAAUCCAAACUGAAGGCAAGCAAACAUUCUUCUCAGAAAGGGACAGGAACUCCUUGUGCCAAAAGCUUUGUGCAAAGAUUCCGAGAAGCUGAGACUUUUAUACAACUUUCUAAAGAAAUCCAAAAGGCGAUUCUGUGGAGCAGGAGCAGAAAACUCAAGGCUCAGGCCACCUUUCUGGGUAACAAACUUCUUAAAAGUAACCGGCUUAAACACGUGGAAGCUCAAGGCUAUAGUUUGCCAAAGAAAUUAGAGUGCAUAAAAACAUCCAUUUGCAACUGCCUUCUUCGUGGCUCAGGUAUCAAAACUUCAAAGCAUCAUCUGAGACAAAGAAGAUCACAGAAUAAAUUUUUACUGAGACAGAGGAAACCGCAGCGAAAGUUGCAGUCGACUCUUUUAAAGGAAAUUCAGCCGUCCCCUCCAGAGACAAGGAGUGCUAUGGAUAUCAGUAAACGGGGACCCUCUCACUGUACAGUUCAUAGAACUGACUUCUCCCCUAACAGUAAGCACCUCCUCAGCGGCAGAGUUUCACGUCCUGUCCUACCGACUAAGGAGAAACAAAUUCAUGGAAAUCUUACAGGAAGCGAUGAAAAUGAAGCUGAUUCACGGACAGUGAUACAAAUCAAUAAACAUAAUACAUCAGGAACCAUGAAGAAGACAGAUGACAUUGAUGAUAUUUUUGCUUUAAUGGGAGUUUAGAUGCUGAUAUGUGAGACUUUUAAGUGAUUAACAGACUGGUCCGGUGUCCUGCUGUAAGUGGAACUGCUGAGAUCUGGAAAGGUCUGGAAGUACCACUUGGACUCAGAGAGGAGCAGCUUUAGUGCAACUCUGUACAGCAGAAAAUUCGUUUCAGUUCAAUAAACAUUUAUAGUAGCUU